Messenger RNA from Ilex paraguariensis (yerba mate), 489 nucleotides. Lineage: Eukaryota; Viridiplantae; Streptophyta; Magnoliopsida; Aquifoliales; Aquifoliaceae. The record is from the annotation of a GenBank genome assembly.
AUGGGUAACCCACUCCCAAAUUUUAGAAUCUCUUCUAUAAAGCCGGCUGACUAUGAGAUUAACUUGGUGGAAGAUGUUAUUCUACGGGAUAUGAAGGUAUGGAAUGUUAAUGCCAUGAAACAAGUGAUUAGGUCAGAGGAAUGGGAAGCUAUCUCUCAUAUUCCAAUUGCAAAACAAAUGGGCACUGACAAACUGGUCUGGGAUCCCAGUCCUAAAGGAGUUUACAAUGUGAAGUCAGGAUCUGCAACACAGAAGUUGAGACUGCGGAACACCUACUCCUUUCCUGCGGUUGGACCUAUAAGCCAUCACCGUUACCUUAUACAGGAUCCGGGAACAAAACCAGCAACGCGGGUAUGGCCUUCAAUUAACGUUGGUACGGAAAUAUAUGUUAGCAGUGAGGGUGCGGGGGUGACUGCUGAAUGGGCUGUUUCUGAUUUUGAUGUAUUGGUACUAGAAGAUGCUACCUCUGAUGGUAGGGGAUUUUUGUAG